AUGACACUUGUCAUAAAUAUAGAAGUGACAUUGAAUUGUCACGGAAAAAGUAGCACUGAAGAUCCUUGUGCUGAGACCUUGGCUGCUCCGAUGGGUGGCCGCAAAAUUUGUCUUCGUCAAGUAAUUUUCCCUGAUGACGGGAAUGGGAGUAGAAUUUUGUUUACUACUCGGAGCCAUGCUGUUGCUUUGGAAGCUAAAAGCCUUACCUAUGCUUUUCGUCUGCUCUCCAAUGAAGAGAGCUAUGAAUUGCUCUCAAUGAAGCUCUUUAAUGGAGAUCCUUGUCAUAAGGAAUUGUCUAGUAUCUCAUGCCGUAUAGCCAGCUGUUGCAAAGGGCUGCCACUUGCAUUGGUUCUGAUGGCUGGUACUCCGAAAAGGACAAAGAGAAAAAAGGAUUCUUGGAAACAUGUUGCUAAGACGUUAUUCAGGUCAUUAAGCAUACAGGAACAAAUCCUGGAAAUUCUUGAAGUUAGCUACAAGCGCUUGCCAGAUCACUUAAAGCCAUGCUUCUGUUAUUUAGGAACUUUUCCAGAGGGCACAAUAAUUUCAGUGUCAAAAUUGAUGCGGUUAUGGAAUUCCGAAGGAUUUGUGCAGCAGUCAAAUUGGGGCCGCAAGAACUUAAAGCAAGAGGCAGAGAGUUACCUGAAUGAGUUAAUUGAUAGAAGUCUUGUAAUGAUAGCCAGAAAAAGUUCCAAGGGAGGAGUCAAAGCAUGUCGCGUUCAUAAUGUGCUGCAUGAAUAUUGUACAGCAAAACUUGGGAAAAGACGAUCUGUGACACGAGAAGACAUUUCUCAUGGAAUUGCAAUUCUUUUGGGUAGUUUCCGACUGCAUGGUUUGAAUUUUUUGCACAUCUCUACGAACAUCUCUUCAUUGCUGUACUUUCAUAAACCUGAUGGAACUGAACUAGUGAGUUCAGGGUCUUUGCCUCCUCAUGCUGGAGGCUUUCACUCUGAAUGUGCGUUCAGAGAUUUUCUUUCUAAGGGCAGGCAUAAUCUCUCCGAACAGAUAGGAUUAGGGUAUAAAAAAGGGCUUGUGCAUGGCACCAGAACUAGCCAAAGCAGGCACUUAGAUUAUGGUUCAAUUCUCAAGUGCAAACACCUUAGUGUGUUAGACUUGGGAAAUGUUCGAGUCCAAAGUAGCGCCGACACAUCUGAUCUUGUCAAGAUAGCCAAGCUGGUUCACUUAAAAUACUUGGCUGUCCGGAUUCGUACAAAUAAUAUUCCCUCUGAUAUCGGCAACCUCCGAAACUUGGAAACUUUUCUUAUCAGUGGUGCAAUUGGUAACGUCAUGUUACCAGAGACUAUUUGGAAAUCGGCAAUGGAGAGGGAGCUUAUACUGGAUCAUUCUUUCUUCAGUUGCGAAUAUUACAGUCAAGAGUUUCUUGAAAACUGUUCUGACCUGAAUAAUUUGAAAUCCAUUUCCACCAUUUCUAUGCAACAUGCAAGUGUUGAGAAGUUCCUGAGGAGGCUACCCAACAUCGAGAAAUUAGGAUGCAUAUUUUCAAGUACAUGGAAGGAUUACUUUCAAGCUUGCAAUCCAUUUCGGAUAUUAGAGUUUUUGUGUGAACUUCAAUCGCUCAAGAUGUCGUUCCAUGCUUGGGCGCCCUGUCCUUGUAUCUUUAGCCUCCCUUCAAAGCUGAAAAAGUUGACAAUGUCGAACGCUGGCCUAUUGUGGCAUGAAAUUUCAGUCAUUGGCCAGUUACCAAAUCUUGAGUGGAAUGCAACUAGCGAGCAGCUCCCCUGCCUUGAGCAACUCGUAGUGCUAAGUUGUGAGCAACUUGAGGAGAUCCCUUCUUCCUUUGGAGAAAUUCCAACUCUACAAUUGAUUGAGAUGAAAUGGUGUGGGGCUUCUGCCACCAUUUCUGUUAAACAAAUUCUAGAGGACCAGCAUAAUUAUGGCAAUGAUCAGCUCAAUGCCAUUCUUGUUGUUAAAUUGCAAAACAACUCCCAAAAAGACAAAAAAGCAAAAUUGCAAAUUGCAAAACCUAAUCUUCCGCCUCUUCCUCAUUCCUCAAUUUGUCUCUGUCCAAAACCCUUCCUCCGCAGCUCCGCCUCCACUGCCUCCGAGACUCGAGAAGUCGAGAAGGAGCUCAACUUUGAAAUACUUGAAACACAGCCGGAGGACCAGCAACGCCUCAUCUUCGCCGCCGCAGCCAAGCAGCUUGAGGAUGCCCGUACACUAGCCGACUACAACAUCCAGAAGGAGUCCACCCUCCACCUCAUCCUCCGCCUCCGUGGUGGCGCCAAGAAGCGCAAGAAGAAGAUCUACACUAAGACCAAGAAGAUGCGGCAAGUGUGGCCUCACCUAUGUUUACCAGAAGGCCGGCGGUGACUGAGGGAACUUCUCUCCCCUUUUUGUUUUUAUAAAUUUUAUAGUUACUAGUCUAAUUGAACAUUAGCAGCAUGUUCUUUAUUGGGUUUGAAUGCUUUUUUUUUUCGGUUGGGAUUGUGGAGUGACUGGUGGUGAGCCGCGGCUGGAGAAGCCAGAAGGGCAUUUUAUCUGCCAAGAAGACGCUGGCUC
Coffea eugenioides is the source of this 2517-nucleotide messenger RNA. Its product is annotated as putative late blight resistance protein homolog R1B-16. Lineage: Eukaryota; Viridiplantae; Streptophyta; Magnoliopsida; Gentianales; Rubiaceae. Gene Ontology annotation, biological process: defense response to other organism. The record is from RefSeq and is a predicted model, not a curated record. The transcript has 5 exons. Bases 1 to 2328 code for a protein of 775 amino acids. Gene Ontology annotation, molecular function: protein binding; ADP binding.